Messenger RNA from Scheffersomyces stipitis CBS 6054, 1356 nucleotides. It is a transcript of the gene SUC1, whose product is annotated as transcription factor. Gene Ontology annotation, molecular function: zinc ion binding; DNA-binding transcription factor activity, RNA polymerase II-specific. The record is from RefSeq and is a predicted model, not a curated record. The annotation marks the transcript as partial. The transcript has 3 exons. Gene Ontology annotation, biological process: regulation of DNA-templated transcription. Lineage: Eukaryota; Fungi; Ascomycota; Pichiomycetes; Serinales; Debaryomycetaceae.
AAAAAUGUUCGCUCCAAAUACUCCCGACCCUGCGAUGCUUGUUCGCUCCGAAAAGUUAAGUGUGACUUAAAACAACCCAGUUGCACCAGGUGUUUGGAACAUGGAUUGCCAUGUACCAACAAUAGAGUGCGUAAAAAAUGUGGUCCUAAGCACAUCCAUAGCAAAACUCGCGAGUCUAUUCUCGAGAUGUCUGGAUCCACCCAACGGUACUAUGUUCCGUUGAUAUCGCUCAAGCACUUACUUCCCUGUCUCCAGGUCUACCAGACAUGGUUCUACGGUGUUUGGCCCGUAGUUUCUGUAGCUUACUUGAUGUCCAAAGUCGUCCUGACUCCAGGAGCUGCCUACUCGUUGAGCUGUGCUGUCUCAGCUGCCAUAAUCGUCCAGGUGACGUUUUUGUCGUCUUCGAGCGCAAAGAUGAUGAACCUCCCCGAGGACGUCAAACACCUGACCUACGCCAAUGAGGCCAUACGAGCUAGAGACGCCAUAAACUACAGAUUGCAUCCCAGUCCAGAGACGUUGUUGACAUCAUUCUUUCUUCAUGCCUAUUAUAUUAACAUCAAGGGUGGUGCGCCAGCAGCCAUAGUCUAUUUGCGCGAAGCCAUCUCCAUAGCCCAGAUAUUGGGCCUCCAUAACUCGAACACCUUUAUAGGUAAGCUGUUGGCGGAAGUGCACCGUUUGCGUAAAAUCUACUAUUUGUUGUUGGUGACCGAACGUUUCAUAUGUAUAGAAGACGACAUACCCGUAAUUUUAGAACCUAGCAUUCCAUUCCCAUCAUUAGAAGAUGAGGAAUACUCGUCAUUGUUGACGGGAUUUACGGAACUAGUAAAAGUUUUUGCCAUUCCCGAUAAAAAGUUCUUUGACAAGUUCAUGACCUUGAAGAUGAACGAGAAUGAAUAUGCCAGUUUCCCUUCUCAAACUUGGAUAAUCAAUGUCCAGCAGCAAUUGGAAAGUAUUCGAGUUCUUCUGGAAACUCUAAGUAUACAAAAGUUGAACAUCUUACUAAGCAAGUACUGGAUGAAAUCUCUCACAUGGAAUAUCUCCAGAAAGAACAAUCUACUUCUUUCCAAAGCAUCCACAGACAACACAAAUUCCAGUUUGUCCACAGACUAUCCCUUUGUCAUGGCCAAGGACUUUUUGAGCGAAAGCAAGGACUUGCCCUUAUUUGCUUUCGAAUCAAAUGGACCUGGUGUAUGUAUAAAGUUACUUGAACUUGGCAAUAGUCUCGCUGAUUCUAUUUCUCUAACCAGGGACUAUAGUGGAUUUGAAUAUCUUUCAUCAAUCUUUGCCUUGGUUUCAAAAUUGAAGAAUGAUAUUACUUUGCCAUUGCAUUUAUACCAGAAGAUUGAGAAUAUGUUG